Molecule: messenger RNA, 2529 nt
Organism: Kazachstania africana CBS 2517
Lineage: Eukaryota; Fungi; Ascomycota; Saccharomycetes; Saccharomycetales; Saccharomycetaceae
Gene: HUL4
Product: putative E3 ubiquitin-protein ligase HUL4
Exons: 1
Coding region: 1-2529 (842 amino acids)
Biological process (GO): positive regulation of protein catabolic process; protein polyubiquitination; proteasome-mediated ubiquitin-dependent protein catabolic process
Molecular function (GO): ubiquitin-protein transferase activity
Source: RefSeq, a predicted model, not a curated record
AUGGUGGCUAUAUUUCGCCGUGGAAAAAGGCAAGAUAGAGACACCAACAAAGUAGAGAUAAUCUCCAAACCAUCACUAUCAAAGAAAUCUGAAGACCCGGUAUUUCAAGCAAGGAAAACUCUAGACUUUGAAAAGAAGUUUAAAUGUCUUUGCUGCAAUAGGUAUCUCAAAGUGUCUGAAAAAUUACCGAAAUUCAAAUGUGGAGUCUGUCAUUCUACAUUAAUGACUCAGAAUGGUGAAAGUGUACUGUCAAAUGAAAAAAAUUUUAAAAGCAAUGGUAGUUUGAUAUGUUCUCUCUCGGAAUUGAGAAAAAUUGUCAAUAAGUGCUACUCAAAUCUCAAAAAUAGUCCCGAUACUGAAAAGAGUUCAGUUUUUGAUCCAGUCAGUCGAUACUUGGCGGAGAUCUUCCAUGAUGCUGCUACUCUGGAAGAGUCCUUUAAGCCAAAGGAUAAUCAUACACUACUUGAUUAUACUGAGGUGUCGCAAUUUUUUAAUCUUUUACUUUCUCUACCCACGAGGAAACCUUAUUAUAGAAUGUUAUGUGCCGCCAAUGAUCUUUUGAAAAAUCCAGGAAUUGCUCUUAUAAAGUUCAAAUGGAUUCUAAUAUUGUGGGAAGUACCUUCGAUCAGGGAAUGUUUGAUAUCAAAGCCGAAUUAUGGAUUUGGCUCCAAAGAAAUUCGCGCUGUGUCAUAUGAACUGAUUAAAAGAUCCAUAGGCUACUUAGCAAACGUGGCAGGUUCUCCAAAUUACAGGUCCUACAUUUACCAUCUUAAAGGUAUUCCAGUUGAGAAAUUUUUCAAUCAAGUUGAAACAAUUAAUUUGUACAUAACAUAUCAAAUGACAAAAAUAAUACAUCGAGAAGAAAAGAAUAACCUACAGCUAUCAGUAGGGAAAGACAUCUACCCAAAUACAUAUAUAUUAGAGGACGAAAUGUGGUCUUCAAGCAUAGAUCUGUUCAAAUCCAACACUGGUGAUAAAAAUACAGCCCUCAAAUCUUCGGAGUUUUUUUUCAAACCUUUUCAGUAUGAAAGUGAUUGGCAUAUUGUUUCUGCAUGUAAGCUAAUGGCAAUAUAUUAUUUAGUUAACAAUAAAAGGGAAGGCAGCAAGCAUCCUUCACCUCAUAAAAGUAAAUUAACUUCCUCAAUGUUUUAUAAUACUAUGCUAGAUUUCAUAGAUUAUAAACAAGACUUUUUUAAUUGGAAAGCUCCAGAGAUGUCAAAUCAGAUUUUACAAAUUAUAAAUGAUCAAAAUACGAAGAAAAAAUUCACAUUUUGUGCAUACCCAUUCCUUUUAUCAUUGGGACUAAAAAUAUCAGUAAUGCAAUAUAACAUAAAACAGAUUAUGGAAUAUAACGCAGAAAAGGCAUUUUUGACAUCACUGGAUAAAAAGAAAGCGAUGGAUGUUUAUUGUCGAAUUAAAGUUCGAAGGAGUCACAUAGCUCAGGAUUCUCUGAGAUGCAUUCAGUCACGUCAAGCAGACCUAUUAAAGUCACUUAGAGUCGAGUUUGUUAAUGAAGAGGGAAUUGAUGCUGGUGGUCUCAAGAAGGAAUGGUUCCUCCUACUUACUAAGACUCUUUUCAGCCCGAUACAUGGCUUAUUUCAGUACAUUAGCGAAAGUAGAUUUUGCUGGUUUUCAAUUUUCCCAAUCUCAGAAGAACCGAAUGGACUACUUACGAAUGAGAAGUUGUACUAUCUUUUCGGGGUCGUAUUAGGUUUGGCUAUAUUUAAUGGUAUUAUACUGGAUUUGCAAUUCCCCUCAGCGUUCUACAAGAAAAUAUGUAAUGAACCCUUGAAUUUUUCAGAUUAUUACCAAAUAUAUCCUGAAACUGCUCAAAAUCUGAAAAAGAUGCUUGACUAUCAAGAUGAUAACUUUUGUGAAGUUUUUGGCCUCACAUUUGAGACAACUGUUGAGAGUAUGGCAAGUGCUACUCAGAGAAAUGAUUCUCUCUCAAAUCCUGGUUUCGUUACAGUCAGCUUAUCUCGAAACGGUUCGUCGAAAUAUGUUACUCAGGCUAACAAACACAACUUUGUUGAUUUAUGGGUGGACUACUAUAUGAAUAAAUCAAUCAAAAAGCAGUUUGGCCAAUUCAUGACUGGUUUCAAACAAGUUUUUGCCAGUUGUAGUUCUAUUCAAUUGUUUAAUUCAGAGGAACUAGAACGACUUCUUUGUGGGGACAAAGAGCAAAAUAAAUAUGAUUUCACAUUAUUACGUUCGGUCACGAAGUAUGCAGGUGGGUUUCAAGAUGAUUCGACCGUGGUUAUAUGGUUUUGGGAAGUUAUAGACCAAUGGACUAAAGUAUUACAAAGGAAGGUUUUGCAAUUCGUGACCGGAUCUGAUAGAAUACCUGCUACAGGGAUAUCAGCAUUACCAUUCAAAAUUACAAAAUGUAGUUCAAGACAAAAUGAAGAGCUGCCUGUUGCACACACUUGUUUUAACGAAAUUUGUUUAUGGGAUUAUUGUUCAAAAGAGGUUCUUGAAAGAAAGUUACUUUUAGCCAUAAAUGAGUCGCAGGAAUUUGCCUUACGCUAA